AUGGAUGAUAGAUUCGCGGACGUGGCGAGAGAUCCGGACGUUCGGCGAGCUAUCGAUUUGAUCUACACCCUUCCCGUGUCUCCCCCAGAGCAUCGAAUGCUGGUCAGCUUCAUUCGGGAAUCUGUCGAUGCAAAAAGCACGGCUUUGUAUGUUCUUGCUCGAGCGUAUUCGAAUGGUGAGGGGGUUGAGAAUGUGGAAGCAGAGCUGAGAAAGCUUUUUGAGGGAUGGAGGGAACUGGUGAGGCGUUUUGGUUCAUAUACUGGAUCAGAGCAGUUUAUUUCGCCAAAGUUGAUUGCGAGAGAUAAUCGUCGAUGUUGUGCGACUGGCACUUCGAGUGUCUGGUGGGAUAUGUUUGGUUGGAGUCGAAUUGUUGCCGUUCAGAUUGUACCUGAUGCUGUUUUGAAUUGUAUUCGCGAUGAGGAAUCUGGAUCGAUCGGGGAGUUGCUUUCCGUCUUUUUGACUGCAGCUGGAAUAGAGCAGUUGACUGCUGAGCUCCAUGGUGAGCAUUUCGAGCUACGGAAUACGUGGACUCUACGACAAGAUGUUGCUACAGCUUUCAAGAAUGGUCAAUUAUUUUUCCAACCUGGAUGGAAUGUUAAGAGACGUCCGGAGGAGGACUUGAAGCCUACGUGCCAGUACUCAGCGCAGAUGAUCCCACCUGAGCCAUUCCCUCGAUUCCCAAGAGCCCAAGGAGGGGUGCUACGUCAAAGUACAUAUUUCAAGCUGUCUACUUUUGAUGCUGAUGCUCUACCACUUCCAAGCAGUUUCCUCUGUGGUAUUCACGCCCGAUUCAGCGUGUCUCUACGAUCAAUACAGGUUCAUCAAGAAAUGUCAGCCAAACCACAUGUGAGGCACUCAUUGCAAGCAGCCCGAAGAUGUCUUCUUAUGCCCCUGGCUCCGCUCAAACCUAUCCUUCAGACACUGUGGUGCUGUGUUCCCGAAAUCGCAAGGAUAUCUGUAUACAAAAUUCUUCUCAAUAUUGGGCUCAGACUGUACGGACCACAACUAGCAUGGGUGCAGCGAGUUCCAUUUGGAAUAUACAUCAAGCACGGCCGCGGCAAUCUCGUCCCUAAAGGAGAGGCCUCAGCGUUACUCUUGGUAGAAAAAUAUACGAAAGUGAAAGCCCCGAAGCUGAUCGACUCGAUAACGCGCGACAAUUACACAUACUUAGUCAUGACACGAGUUCCGGGCGUUCCACUUUCACAGAAGAUCCCGGUCAUGUCAUAUCCGGAGCGGAAACAACUCGCAAUUGACCUCCGCGCUUACCUGCAGGAGUUUCAAAAUAUCCCAAACACCAACAAAUCGCUGAUUUGCGACGCCGAUGGAGGCGCAGUAUUUGAUUAUCGAAUCCCAGGACGAUCUGCAGGCCCAUUUCAAUCCGAAGAAGAGUUCAACAAUUGCCUGAUCACGCAAGAGCGCCUUCGUAGCCCUGUACAUUCAAGAAAGCACCGUAUAGUUUUUACACAUGCAGAUCUGGAUCUGACCAACGUGCUCGUAGAUGCAGGGAGAUUAUCUGGGCUGGUAGAUUUUGGCUGUGCAGGAUUUUAUCCUGAAUAUUGGGAGUUCACGAAGGGCAAGUUCAUCGAAUUUGGGCCAGACCCUGCCUGGACAAACCUAUUGGCCGCGGUGUUCGGUGACGAGUACCUUGAGGAGUUCGAGGCUGAAGAGAAGCUGUGGGCUGUCAAUUCGACCAUGUAG
Molecule: messenger RNA, 1698 nt
Organism: Cadophora gregata
Lineage: Eukaryota; Fungi; Ascomycota; Leotiomycetes; Helotiales; Ploettnerulaceae
Exons: 4
Coding region: 1-1698 (565 amino acids)
Source: RefSeq, a predicted model, not a curated record